Molecule: messenger RNA, 795 nt
Organism: Didymodactylos carnosus
Lineage: Eukaryota; Metazoa; Rotifera; Eurotatoria; Philodinida; Philodinidae
Source: the annotation of a GenBank genome assembly
AUGAGCAAUAUAGCAGAUAGAACACGAUCACGCACAAUCAAUCCCAGUUUAUUGUCAAUCAAUAGUAUGAUUACAGAUCCCAAUGAAGACAAUGAAUACAGUAAUGGUAAUGUUAAUAAUCCACAAUUUCAAGGUUAUUCAGGCGGGAGUGAUAUCGGACAGAUGGGUGACGAAGAAUCCACAUCGACCUUCGUUAAGGUAAUAACAUCAACCACACAGGAGCAUAGUCUAUCACUACAGCAACAACAACCAAGUAUUAUUGAUGAUAACCAAGCAGCAACGUCAUUACCCAAUAUCUCACUCAAUGUAACAACACAAGUACAUAUUCAACAUUUAUUGGACAGUAUUGUAGAUUUUAGUGGCAGAAAUGAAGAUGUUCGAACAUGGAUACAACGUAUUGAAUUAUUAUUUGAUUUAGCUGAUUAUACGAAAUUCAAAUGGAUAAAAUUGACAGCAUUACAUUUAACAGAUUAUGCAUUAUGUUGGUACAAUGCCAAUAAAAGUCAAUUUCAUGAUUGGGAUGUAUUUUGCCAAAUGCUCAUAAAACAAUAUUCAGCAAACCCGAUACCAGCUACAACAGCAAGUCAAACGAUUCAAGUGGACGAUAAUAAUCUAACUAUACCACGACAAAAUGAUUCACUAGUGACUGAAAUAUCAACUAUACGACAAAACCACUCAUCAACCAAUCUUUCGAAUAAAGAAUUAGCAUUCACAGAUCCUCUCAAUAAACCCUCAUCAUCAACAAAGUUUUCAAAUUCAUCAUCCACGCAAGAUUUUUUUUACCACAAUGGUUGA